Molecule: messenger RNA, 702 nt
Organism: Penicillium waksmanii
Lineage: Eukaryota; Fungi; Ascomycota; Eurotiomycetes; Eurotiales; Aspergillaceae
Product: M24 family metallopeptidase
Exons: 1
Coding region: 1-702 (233 amino acids)
Source: RefSeq, a predicted model, not a curated record
AUGACGGACAAAUACUCCAGCCCCGAAGAGGCCGCGCGGGCCAAUAGUCUCAUGGAGGCCCAAAACAAAGCCGUCACCCUCUUCGAAGAAAUCGAGAAACAACUUCUCCGCCCCGGCAUCAGCGAGAAGCAACUGAAUAAAGAAAUUUACGAUUUGGGCGAAACCCUCGGCGUCCGAUCUCACUGGCAUAAGCGCGUGAUUCGCAGCGGACCAAACACACUCAGCCCAUUCGCAGAGAACCCACCCGACCGCAUAAUCGAAGAAGACGACAUUCUAGUCGUGGAUCUGGGCCCCGUCUUCGAAGCGUGGGAGGCCGAUUUUGGCCGAACAUACGUUCUCGGCAACGACCCGCAUAAGAUUCGGCUUCGGGAUGCACUUGAGCCUAUCUGGCUCAAGGUGAAGGCGUUGUAUUGGGAGAGGCCGGAUAUGACGGGUGAGGAGCUGUACGAUAUUGCGUGCCGGGAGGCUGAGCAGGCUGGGUUUCAAUUCGGUGCUGACCUUGCGGGACAUAUUGUUGGCUCUUUUCCUCAUGAGCGCAUUCCUCAGGAUAAGAUUAAGCUUUAUGUUAAGAAGGGGAAUUCGGAAAAGAUAAGCUCUGUUGGGAAGGAUGGUCAUAAGCGUCAUUGGAUCUUGGAGAUUCAUCUUCAUGAUCCGGUGCAUCAGUUUGGUGGCUUUUAUGAGCAACUUAUGACUAUUGACUAA